AAGGGGGUGGGGGGGUGGCGGGGAAGCCGCGUUGUUUGGUGAUAAUCCCCUUCUGUGCCCAGGGUGUGGAGAACAAGGUUAGGGCCCCACAUGGGAAAGGCCAUGGCUCUGAUCCCCACGGGCCUGGGCCUCGGCCUCUCACUUCUAAUCCCCCACCAGACACCCCUAUCCUGUCCCUUCCCCUCCCCAGGGCCUGCUGGGCUGGGUGUCUCUGAGCCCACCUGCCCGCCUGUCUCGGCCCCCAGACUGUCUGAGCCUGUCUGUCCCCCAGCUCCCGGUGGCCUCUGGGUGCCUGCCCUCUAUCUCGGCCUCCCGGCCUCCAGGCCAUCCGUCUAUCUUUGCAGCUCCUUCUCUGUGCCAGGCCUGCUGUCCUGUCUCUGCCUCUGUCCUGUCCUCCGUUGCUUUAUGUCUGAGUCUUCAUCUGUCCCUCAGUCUCCUCUCCUGCCCAGCCCUGCCUGCCUCUGUGUCCUUCUCUAGGUUUCCCCGUCUGCUGGCCAGCCCCUCGCUGCUCCCCAGGGCCCCCUGCCCCUCGACACUGACAGAUAACUCUGGGUGUUAAUCUACGGAUUAGUUCAGGCAAAAUUCUCGAUUUUGUCUGCGUUCUUUCCCCUUUGGGUUAUGUAAACAGUAAUUCUCCCCAGAUGGAACUAUUUUCCUCGCUUCCAUGCAGCCAAGGAGGGGGCCUGGACGGGCUGCGGGUGGAAUGCUCCAGUUCCACAGGACGCCUCCAGGAAGGGUAGAGGAUGCGGCCGAGGUCCCUAGCCCAGCCACCUCUCUUCCCUCCAGGUGCCGAAACUGCUGUGACCAUGCCUGUGACCUUUGCCCUCCUGUUCCUCCUGAGCCAGGCCACUGCAGACCCAUGCUAUGAUCCACAGGGCCGCCCCCGAUUCUGCCUCCCGCCAGUGACACAGCUGGCUGCCACGGCAGCCUCCUGCCCUCAGGCCUGCACCCUGUCCCCAGGGAACCACCUGGACCCCGGGGAAACCUGCAAUAGCAAUGGCAGCCUGACCUUGGCCCUGGGUGGCCCCUUCCUCCUGACAUCUGUCAGCCUGCGCUUCUGCACCUCAGGACCCCCGGCCCUCAUCCUGUCUGCCUCCUGGGCCGCAGGGGGUCCCUGGAGGCUGCUGUGGCAAAGACCUGCCUGGCCUGGAGCCUUGGGAGGCCCUGAAAGGGUGACCUUCCGCUCCACACCAGGCUCUAAGUCCACUGUGGUGGCCAGCCACCUCCACGUGGAGUUCAGGGGCCAGGCCAGGCUUGCGGCGGCUGGGCUGAGAGGCCGCUGCCAGUGCCAUGGCCAUGCCGCCCGCUGUGCUGCCCGUGCCCGGCCCCCUCGCUGCCGCUGCCGCCACCAUACCACUGGCCCGGGGUGCGAGAGCUGCCGCCCAUCCCAUCGAGACAGGCCCUGGCGGCCAGCCACACCCCAGCACCCCCACCCUUGUCUGCCCUGCUCCUGCAACCAGCACGCCCGACGCUGCCGGUUCAACUCUGAGCUGUUCAGGCUGUCAGGUGGCCAGAGUGGGGGUGUCUGUGAGCGGUGCCGCCACCACACAGCUGGGCGGCACUGCCACUACUGCCAGCCAGGGUUCUGGAGGGACCCCAGCCAGCCUAUCUCCAGCCACAAGGCCUGCAGGGCCUGCAAGUGCCACCCUAUUGGGGCAACAGGAGGAACCUGCAACCAGACCAGUGGGCAGUGCACCUGUAAGUUAGGGGUCACAGGCCUGACCUGCAACCGCUGUGGUCCUGGCUACCAGCAGAGCCGUUCCCCCAGGAUGCCCUGCCAGCGAAUCCCAGAGGCAACCACCACCCUGGCUACUACCCUUGGUGCUUACAGCUCUGACCCUCAGUGUCAAAACUACUGCAAUAUGUCGGACACCAGGGUACACAUGAGCCUUCGGAGGUACUGCCAGCAGGACUAUGUUCUCAGCGCGCAGAUACUAGCGUCCGAGGCGGUGGGCCUGGCAUGGCAGCGGCUGGCUGUGCACGUGCUGACCGUCUACAAGCAGCGGGCGCGGCCGGUGCGCCGCGGCGACCAGGACGCCUGGGUGCCCCGCGCCGACCUGGCGUGCGGCUGCCUACGCCUACAGCCAGGCACCGACUACCUGUUGCUGGGCAGCGCGGUGGGCAGCCCUGACCCCGCGCGCCUCAUCCUCGACCGCCACGGCCUCGCGCUGCCUUGGAGGCCGCGCUGGGCCCGGCCCUUGAGGCGGCUGCAGCAGGAGGAGCGGGCCGGAGGCUGCCGCGGCCUGCGGGCACCCACACCCAGCCCCACCCAGGCCAGAGCACUACACGUGGGCUGGGGCCGCCUCGAACGCCAACAAAAUAACUUGGGAGCGACGGGGAGCUGAGCCUUCUACCUCGAUGGUGCACCGUAGAGAGCCAAUCGGACGUCGCAGAGUCCCGACGUCACUGUGCAUGCGCUACGCCGCGCAGGCGUGGGGAACUUUUAGCAAAAUGGCGGCUAGCAAGAUUUCUUGUUCCAGCAGUCCCUCCUUUGGCCUGUGGCUAAUUCCCCGCCAAUGAUCUAUUUUCCCCAAUAAAGUCUCAAAUAUUGGGGAA
Molecule: messenger RNA, 2556 nt
Organism: Callithrix jacchus (white-tufted-ear marmoset)
Lineage: Eukaryota; Metazoa; Chordata; Mammalia; Primates; Cebidae
Gene: NTN5
Product: netrin 5
Biological process (GO): motor neuron axon guidance; animal organ morphogenesis; dendrite development
Cellular component (GO): basement membrane
Molecular function (GO): protein binding
Source: RefSeq, a predicted model, not a curated record